Molecule: messenger RNA, 3858 nt
Organism: Trichobilharzia regenti
Lineage: Eukaryota; Metazoa; Platyhelminthes; Trematoda; Strigeidida; Schistosomatidae
Source: the annotation of a GenBank genome assembly
CUCUACAAAGACCGUGCAAGUUUCAGAUCCUAGCAGGAAUGCGUUGAUCAUGUCUUUACCCUACAGUGUGUUCGGCAAAACAUAUGUAGAUAUCCGACGGUGUACAUAUUUCCUGGUCUGAAGACAAUGCUUGACUCCUUCAAUCAAGAAAUAUUUGAGCAAUGUCUGAAUUUGAAGGGAUUGCCUAACAUAUAUUAUUUUGACCGAGGAAUUUUAUUUUAACAUGUACGGGCGUACCUGGACUUAUAAAGUCGUCGUCUAAAGUGACAGCUGUCAGUAGUGUCUACCAUGGAUUCCUAACAUUUGGAAAGACUUGGUUGACUGAGAGCGCUAACGCAUUCUAAACCUUUUGGGUAAAAAGCAAUGGUCCAUUGAGGAUUUAUUAUUACUCACAAUUUGUGAAUUUAUUGUACUUUCAUGGUCAUCCUAUCGUGAAACCAUUGUUGCUAAGUAUAAAUUACCUUGAGAAGGAUAUCAGGACACUUGAAUAGUGUCGAUGGAAGUCAUAUUUUCCUUUUGCAACCUUCAAGUUUCGAAAAUUAAAACAAAAGAUUUAUUGGUUUAAUUCCUAAUGUAUGCUUCGUUAGUGAUAUUCUUCAAUGCCACUAUCAUAGUAGCAAUGUGAUCAGUUCAAAUCUACCGUUAUUCUACACAGUCUUUCGUAGUUUCGAAAAAAACACGGGGUUGUCAGAAUUUUUUAUAGCGUCUCAGAGUUCCUUAACGUGAUGCACUGAUGUUAAACUAACGUAGUAGGAAUGAUCUUCAGUGUAGAGAGCAUUCUUAAUAUUUAACUAAAGCAUUGAAAUGAUGUUAUUUCGUAGUUUCUUUUCGAUCGCUGCAUAAACAGCAUGGUUAACAAUAACAUAAUAGACUGUAUGAACAAUAAUCAGUUAUAUAAUACAAAUGUACAUACUAACAGCCAAUCGUAUUUUAGUAGGUCAGUUCAUGGUAGGCGAAAGGUUGUGAAGGCCAUUGUCUUCUGUGAACACAUUAUAUGGGAUGCAUGUGAUUGACACUGUUUCGACUAUCAACUUUCAUAACCUUGAAUUGGAGUUAUAUGAAGUAAAUACGAAGCAGUCAAUAAUAACUGAUUUUGUGACUAACCAUCAACAAAUGCUUUGCUUUCUCUAUGUAACUUAACAACUAUUUAGCAAGAUGCUCCUUCAAACGAUAUUUUAAUAUUCUAUUGGUUGUACUUAUAUUUGUGUUCUAUCAACUUCAGAGGAACUUGUAGAGACGGAGUCCAAAGACUUUUAUCCGUUAAAUGGAGGCCGAAUAUGCAUUAAAAAUGUUCGCGAUGGAUGUAAGGAGAAGGGAAGCAGUAUAGAAUGUGUAAUUGAUAGCCGAAUGAAACCCUUGAGCUACCGACUGCAGGAUUCGAUCACCCUUAAACGUUAGGUAGCUUAAUAAAGGCGGGUUUCUCUGUCAUGGAAGCUGUCUUUUUUGACAGUAGUCUAUCUUAGUUGCUAAAAAGCUGAAUAUGUGCCUCGUAGCUCAUCGACGAAUGUAUCGCUUGUGCAAAUUUUAGGUGUAGGCACGGAGAACAAGUAUUUCAUUAGGGAAUAUUUCUACUGCAUUGAAGUCAAACACCUGGAAUAAAGGUAUUGUCCACUCGAUGUCUGCUUUCGAAAUAUUGAUCGCCUAAUUGUUCCAUCAUACCCUUUGGUUAAUGAAAUAUCUAGGAAUCCCACUUGAAUGAAUAGAAGACCAUAAGUUCAGCAAACAGUCACUUUUCGGCUAAUUCAUUUUCAUAACUGUACAAUCGCAAAUAUAUAUGGUUGUUUUGUAUGUGUGUAUGUGCACAUUAAAUCUGUCAAACGAAAAUACAAUUAAUAAGUUCAGAUGAAUUGGAUGUUGAUAUACGAGGAUAGUAACAAGAGAGAUAAGUUGUCACACAUGAUUGUUAAAGAAGAGUUAUGUGAUGGCGUGAAUAGUUUGAUGAAAGAGUUGUGCUCAGGGUGUACAUGGAAACAAAAUAACAUACGGAAUUACGCAAGGGUUUUAAGUAGUCAGAAAAAUAAGCAUACAAACAAAAGUUGAGUCAAAUCAACGGAGUUGUUACCAUGAGAGUAGAAGAGGUUAGAUAAUUUUCUCUUGUAUGCAUAGUUCUGGUUCUUCCAACUGAAUAGCUAGGGCUUCUGCGAUGCAAAGAAGACGGAAGCGUAUUGUCUUUGGAAGGUUGUUCUUCACUUUGUAGAUUACUUUGAAGCGGGAGGCGUUUGUUGAGAUGGAAUGACCAGUGUUGACGAGAUGUUCGAUUAUUACACUCCCCAUACGGCCACUACUUCCCUUCUGCAGCCACACUGGAUAGUGCUCUUUGACCCUUUUUGACAGGGUGCGCGUUGAACGACCGAUGUACCUGGCUCCGCAGCAACAGGUGAACUGAUAUAUACACAGAAGUGGUUAGGUGCUGGAUCUUGUCCUUUGGGCUUCUGUAGAUCAGCGAGUGACUGGAGAACACUACUCUCAGUGUUGCCACAAAGAAAGUUCUUCUUGAAAAAGUCGAAAUUUUCCUCCCAAGGACAUCAUUGAGUAGGUCACCUUUGAAGUCGACAAUCAUAUACAGUAUCUUUUUUGGCAUGGAUAGUGCCACAUGCUUUUGGAUUUUCUAUUUGAUAUUUAUGUCUACGAAUCUUGAUGGAUAACUGUCUUGUAUGAAGGUUUCUUUCAGGAAGCGUAGUUCUUCUUACAGGGUGUCAGAGCUGCAGAUGUGUCGGACGCGGGUGGCAAGAGAUCUAAUUAGGUUUCUUUUUCGAAUGAUUGGUACCCAGCUGUAGAAGCUUGUCAGUUGGCCGUUCCAUGUGGGUCUCCUAUGGAUGGACCUUCUUCAAGUUCCUUCAACUCUCCUUAGCUGCCUAUGAUUCGGUGCUAAAACAGGAUGUAGCAAUAAAAAAAUUGGCUCGCCCCUUUCAAAAUGUCACACACGCCAAACGUGCCUAUCGUGAAUUUGUCCUGAUGAAACUGGUGAAUCAUAAAAAUAUCAUAUCAUUACUAAACGCAUUUACUCCUCAACAAACACUACAAGAUUUCCAAGAUGUAUAUUUAGUCAUGGAAUUUAUGGAUGCGAAUUUAUGCCAGGUGAUUAAUCUAGAUCUAGAUCAUGAACGAACUUCCUAUCUAUUGUAUCAAGUCCUUUGCGGUGUAAAACAUUUACACGCAGCUGGUAUCAUUCAUCGAGAUUUAAAACCCAGCAAUAUUGUGGUGAAGCACGACUGCAGUUUAAAAAUACUGGAUUUUGGAUUAGCUCGUACAGCUGGAGACAGUUUUUUAAUGACUCCAUAUGUGGUGACUCGUUAUUAUCGAGCACCAGAAGUUAUAUUGGGAAUGGGUUAUUCCGAAAAUGUAGACAUAUGGUCAGUUGGUUGUAUAUUUGCCGAGAUGGUUCUUGAACGUAUUCUUUUUCCCGGUUAUGAUCAUAUUGAUCAAUGGACAAAAAUAACAGAAGAACUUGGUACACCAGGACCAGAAUUUAUGAGUCGUUUAGAAUAUGCUGUACGUAAUUAUGUUAUGUCAAGACCAAGAAAUGAACCUCGACCAUUCACUGAACUCUUUCCAGAUGAUCGUUUCCCACCGUCGAGCACUGAGCACGAAACACUGAACGCUGAUCAAGCUCGUGAUUUAUUGAGUAGAAUGUUAGUGAUAGAUCCAUUACAGAGAAUAUCUGUCGAUGAAGCUCUACACCAUCCAUAUAUCCACGUGUGGUAUGAAGACUCUGAAGUCAAUGCACCACCGCCAGCUCGAUAUGAUGAUUCCUUUGGUGAAAGAAAUUUAUCCGUUGAAGAAUGGAAAGCUCGUAUUUUUCAUGAAGUCAAAGAAUUCGAAGUACACGAAGCUCAUUUACGUAAUGCUCAAAAUUAA